AUGGCGGCAAUCGAGUCGCUAGAACCCUACUCGCUGCGCGAGCCCGAUCACAACCCAGCGCCAUUGGCAUUUCCCCCGCUUCAUCAGCAGCCUGCCCCUGGCUCUGCAUCAGGGCCUGGUUGCCCCUUCUUCCGAGGAGGACAGCAGCACCCGGGGCACCUAGGGCCACAAAAUCAGCAACAACAGCACUUGAGCCUUCCUCCAAUAUCAGCUCCAGGUCCGUUCUCGCCGUUUCGCCCAAGUUCGCACCAGCUACCACAGCUGUUACCGCAUCCCGCGCCCUUUUCGUCACCAGGACCUCAACGUCAUCCCAUACAGACGACAACACAGCCGCUGGCUGCGUCGAGUUCCAGCACGGCAAACAGCAGCCAGGGUCUUUUCACGCCGCCGCCGCCGCCACAGCAGCAGCAGCAGCAGCAACAACAACAACAACAACAUCAACAUCAACAACAUCAACAUCAACAACAUCAACCACAGCGGCAACAGGCGUACCGUCCACUUCAGCAACAACCUCAAGGCUCUCAGGGGCAACCCCAACCCCAACCCCAACCCCAGCAACAACAGCAGUCUCAGGCACAGAGCUUCUUUCAACAGUCACAGCAGUUGCUUCCCCUCCCGCAGCCAACACCACCCACGCUCCCACACCCCCACUUCCAUUCCCAGGCACACCAUUACCAUCACCACUCCCAAUCUCUCUCCUUCAACACUGGUAGUACCGGUAAUACCUCGGCCUCGUUUAGCCCAUUCAGCCCUAUUCACCCAUUAAACAAUAGCACUCCGCCCGGUCAUCUUUCGCAAUACGAUUCUGUGCACCUUGCCAGCAUCAGCUCGUGGACCUCAGGUGCGAGAUCAGCAACGCCGUGGCCUGAGCCCGCGAAUGCACAUCUGCAUCAACACAACGCACAGCACACACAGAGCACGCCGGGUACACAAAGCACGCAAAGCACGCAAAGCACCCAGGGACCCCAAGGAACCCAGGGAUUGCAGAGCUUGCAAUUCCCAGCGCAGUACACGCAGUACACACAGUACCCGCAACAGCCAGGGCAAUUUGGAUCUGGUCAGACCCCGAGCCUGAAUCACAGACCGUCAGUGUCAGUGUCGGACCCAGCAACAGACCCGACCUUCUCGACUCAGCCACCAGUAACUGGCUCAACUGCGCCAGGUGUACCUAUAACGUCAACAGCAGCCGCAGCAACAAUUGGGAGCAGCGUGAGCCACGGCGAAGCGGGUAGCUUGAACCGUGCGGGUAGUUCCUUAAGCACACUCGGUUCGGACUCGCGCGGGGCAGUCAGUACAGGUGGUACUUCAUCCCAAGAGGGCACUGCUGCCGUCAGCGCCGGACCUUCGCUCCCUGGCGCAGCUGCUGUGCAACCACUUUUAAACCCACCUGCUGCCCAGGAGUUCUGGUCUCCGACUUUUUCUCUCCAGAGCCCAGGAUUCUCGCAUCACACCACCACCACCACCACCACCACCACCACCACCACCACCAACAACAACAAUAACAACAAUAACAACAACAGCAGCAACACCAACCACGUCCCCAACUCCCACCAAGGUUACCACAGCCAACUCCCGCCUCUUGUGCCGGCCAUAUUUCCAAAUCCGCCGCCAUCAAUCCCGCAUCCCCACCAACACCAAAGCCAGCAGCAGCAACAGCAGACCGCCUGGCACCAUCGGCCGAACCAGCCUCUGCCAACGCCAUCGACACAUCCGGGGAUCGGUCGGUCAGGACCGACGGACACUCCUUCUCCUAGCAAUACUGCCCCGACCGCCCAGCAGGCCCCCUCUACGCAAACAACAAUGAACUUCCAGCGCGGAGGACAUCUUCCUCCUCCCCGUGACCUGAGUCUGCCCUCCCUGGAAGCGAUUUCGACUUUGAAUCCGCCCAACUCCAAUACGGCUGGGGCUGCAAGCAUCAAUAAUACCGCUACGACCUCAUCGCAAGCUGCCCAACCAUAUCAUACAGUAAGCCAUUCCCGACUGGAUCAUGGCCUACAUAUGAGCCAGCCCCCUCCAUUCCGAGACAUGAUUCGUUCUGCGGUCGAGGAGACCACGCGAGCGCUCAAUACUCUAGGGCCAAGACGCUCCUCUGUGUACCAAACUUUAGAGAGCCCGGCCAGUCCCAGACGUGACUCCCCCCACCGGCAACCAGACAAUAGUUCGGGCUCUCAGCGAACCGAAGGAACUUUUGCCACGUCGCGGAGUCCCAUGCCCACGCUAUUCGGCUCGGAGAAUGCGCCUUCUGCUCCCAUUCCCAUUCCAGUCCCCUCUUCGGUCUCUGAUCGCAAUCGUCGCUUUGCUGCCCACCCCCCAACCCACAUACGGGACGACUUCGACAGCGAUGACGAAGAAGACGAUGAUGACGGGAGAGAUUCGCUCAUGGAUGAGGAUGAAGCUGUCUUACGCUACAUUGCCGGCGGUCCAAAUGCCCUCUUCCCCAAUUGGCGCGGUCUUCCAGAAGACCAGCUGCGAACCGUUCAGAUUCUCCGUGGCCAAAUGUCUAACAAGCGAGUCGCAUCCCGGAAAGCUUUGGCCAUGCUAGAGAGUGUCCCUCUUGAGACGCUGCCCGAGAGCGAGAGAACCUGUGUUAUCUGUUACAAUGAUUUUGGGCAGCCGACCCCCGAGGGCCACAUCGAGGCCCCGCUGCGCCUGCCCAAGUGCAAGCACAUCUUUGGAGACUACUGCAUCAAGAAGUGGCUUGAGGAUUCCGACAGCUGUCCGUAUUGCCGUGACAAGUUGCCCUCGGAGCCUGCCAUUCCACAAAGCUACCGGGCUGUGCAUGAUCUCCUCCGGAGUGCUAUCUCACGCCAUCGGCAGACGGCCCGACAGUCUGAGAGCCGUCGCCAUGCAAGUUCCGAGACAAGCCAACUCCAUGCUGCAGACUCUCAGGAGCACAGCACUGGGCAGCAGCGCUCGGGACAACAGGACAACGCUGCUCCCAGAUCCUCUCAAACAGGCGAGAGGCGUCUUCAUCCCAGCGAAGGACCAGAAUCCCGAAGGAGGACUCGUGCUCGUCAUACUCACCGUUCUUCCCUUACCGCUUCAUCUACCGGAACUCCGCGUCCCCCGGCCACCACGGGCACCCCAGGCUCCCAGAACAGCCCGCCUCGCGAACGUCCCACAAGUAUACUGCUCAAUUACUAUAACCAGCAGUACUCGCUUGGCCCUUAUCAACAGCUGCGCCCUCAGCCCCCGUCGACUACUUUGGCCACAAAUUUGAUGUCUCCGACUACGUCUGGUAACGGCGCAGCCCCCACACCUGCGACUAUUAACAGCCCCACGAGACCAGUUGCUGCCAUGAGCUACGAGUACCAACAAGACAUCCACUGGUCAGCUCUCCGCGAUCCCCCUUAUACUCAUGGACCUUCCUAUAUGCCACCACUUAACCCGAAUUCUUUUGUCGCGUGGAAUGGAACUCCCUCAAUGCCGCCGAUUACUCAGCCUCACCCUUCUACGAUCCCUACCGGAGUAACUAGCGGUCCCGAUAGAAAUGUUGCUGGUGGACGCCGUGAUGGAUCGUCGGCUUCAUCCUCAACAGAUGAGAUGGAGGUAGACAGCUGGGAGUCUCAAGAGAGUGCGGCUGCGAUGGGCGCCAGGAAUCACUAA
Molecule: messenger RNA, 3606 nt
Organism: Thermochaetoides thermophila DSM 1495
Lineage: Eukaryota; Fungi; Ascomycota; Sordariomycetes; Sordariales; Chaetomiaceae
Exons: 4
Coding region: 1-3606 (1201 amino acids)
Source: RefSeq, a predicted model, not a curated record